GAGCUACAACGGGAAACGUAGUAAUAAACUCGGCAUCUCUGCGUUUUCAGAAAUUCAGAAAUAUCUACACUUUAUAAUGUUGAUAUUGUUGGUAGCAUUUAUUACUUUGCAAUCUACAACUGUUCUAGGGCAGUCUGUUCCUAACAGUGAAGGUUCUACGGUAAACAACCGUCCAAUAAUUGGUAUUUUAGCACAAGAGAAGUUUUCAAACAAUUUUCAAAGUUAUAUUGCUGCAUCAUAUGUAAAAUUUAUUGAAGGAGCUGGUGCAAGAGUUGUUCCAAUUUGGAUUGGAAAGAAUGAGCGGUAUUAUAAAGAUAUUUUAUCUAAAAUAAAUGGAGUUCUAUGGCCUGGUGGAUCUGCGCCUUUCGCUAACAGCAAUGGGGGGUAUGCAGAUGCAGGAUAUGAGAUUUACAAAAUUGCAAAAAGAAUGAAUGAAGAUGGAGAUUAUUUUCCUAUACUUGGAAUAUGUUUAGGAUUUGAGUUGUUAACGUAUGUUGUUGCUAAUCGUGUUCCUCAUAGGACAUCCUGCAAAGCACUGAAUCUACCACUGGAGUUGAAUUUUACACCAGAUUACAGAAGAAGUAGGAUGUUUUCUAAUAUUUCAGAUAAUAUUGUAAAAAUAUUGGAAACUAAGAAAGUGACAUCAAACCAGCACCAAUAUUGUGUUACGGAACAGGCUUUACAACGAGUUAAUGUAAAAGAUAAAUUUCGAAUACUAUCUUUGAAUUACGAUUUAGACAAUCUUGAAUUCAUUUCUUCGUUGGAACACAUCGAUUACCCUUUUUACGGCUUGCAGUUUCAUCCAGAGAAAAAUUUAUACGAAUGGAAAAUCGGAAAAAAAAUUCCACAUGGACAAAAUGCUGUUAAAAUUGCACAAUAUUUUGCUAAUUUUUUCGUUAACGAAGCGAGUAAGAAUCAUCAUAGAUUUAGAAACAGCACUGAAGAAACUCGUAAGUUAAUUUAUAACUACUCACCAACUUACACUGCAAGACUGAACAACUCUGUAUUCAUGCAAUCUUACAUAUUUAAUUUAACGGAUACAUCAUGAUUUGUUGAUAUUUGUUUAGUUAGUUCUCGAUCUGACAAUUUUAUUCUAUAUUGUUACUACUUAUUAUUUUGUUCUAUAUUCAAUAUAUAUAUAUAUAUAUAUAUAUAUAUAUAUAUAUAUAAAGGAAUGCUAAAUUUUUUAAAAUAAAUGUAAAUUUAUUGCAGACCGAUUCUAUUAUCAUUAAAUCUUUAAUUUAUGCUGAAAAUUUUAUUCAAAAUAGAAUUAAAGCAUGGGAAAUCAUUACAUGUAAAACAGGACACAUAGUGUUCACAUUUAACAUAACACCAGUGUAUAUUGUGUCACAACUGGGAUACAUAAUAUUACAAUGGUGCAUAAUAAAGUUCUAUACAUAUUUCCUUCUA
Messenger RNA from Bombus pascuorum, 1410 nucleotides. RefSeq names its product gamma-glutamyl hydrolase-like. The transcript is spliced from 8 exons. Lineage: Eukaryota; Metazoa; Arthropoda; Insecta; Hymenoptera; Apidae. The coding region runs from base 77 to 1048 and encodes 323 amino acids. Gene Ontology annotation, molecular function: gamma-glutamyl-peptidase activity. Gene Ontology annotation, cellular component: vacuole. Gene Ontology annotation, biological process: tetrahydrofolylpolyglutamate metabolic process. The record is from RefSeq and is a predicted model, not a curated record.